AAGAGGUGCUAAGCAUAUCAUUAUCGAGAAUUUCGGCGCAUCGAUCAAUCCAGAGAGACCCAACAUGGUGGCUCGUCAAACAUGCCAUGAGCAACACAAACAUGCCUAAAUCUUAGGCCCCACUUUCUCUGGACACGUGUCUUCACCUGAUUCUCCAAUCCAGUAGGCCUCCUCCUUUUGGUUCUCUCCCAUAAUCCAUUCCUUUACUCACUUUGACGUUUCCACAGGCUCACUUGCAGAGAAAAGAAAAAAAUGAAGAUCUUCAACUGGGUACACAAGAGGUUUCAUCAUACCGUCCUUAAGGAUGGGUUGGGUGCAAAUGUGAAAACAAGUGAAUCGACAACAAAUGGCAUUGACAAGCAGGCGCUACUGAAACAAGUUGCGCUUGUUGAUGUGCUUGAUGGUUGGAGGGAUGGCAUUCUAACAAUUGGAACGUUGGGGCUGGAUCCUCUAAAACCCUUCAACCAACCAAAGGAAUAUCUGAUUUUGCAGAGCGAGGAAGAGGAUGAAGAGGGUGAUCAAGAAGAACAAGACUCGGUUGACGGUGGAGAUCAUGACAGCAACGACAAUGUCGAACAGGAAGAACUGAACCCAUUGAUGUUCACAACAUAUGGACACAAUUUUGAGGAUUUUGAAUCAAAUCCUGACCGUCACAUUAAUGUAGUCCCUACACCUGAUGUCAUCAUGACCGUUGAUGGCGUAUCUCUAACUCCAUUUAUGGGGUCUGCGGAAGUGGAACCCAGCCUUCAAUUGGACGAGGAAGCUGGCGAGGGAAAGAAAAAGAAAGGAGAAAGAAUAACACUGGCUGACCUUUUCUUGGCUGAUGCUGAUGUCAAAGGAAAACUAGAUGAUCCUGAAAAAGUCUUCCCAGAUUCGGGUAAAACACCACUUCUUCGAACCAAGAAUGGCCUCUCAUUCGCCAAGAAGUUUAUCCCUCGUGUUAAGGAGGAUUCACGUCCGAUCAAAAAUCUGCAACGACUGGUGAAAAGGAUGUUGAAAAGGAAGAUCCAUCCCGAGUUUGAUGUGAAGAUGCAGAAAUCAGAUGUCCAGAAGCCUGGUGGUGCAAUUGGACUUAUCACCAAUGGCGAACAUGGGGCCUCUGAAUCGGUUACUCUGCUUCCAACUCAAGGUGCCACAGUCUGAGAUUUAAAUAAUUAAUGGCCUGGUUUCCUGGAAAUUAAUGUAUUUUUUUUUGUUAUUGCUAUGUAAAAUAAUUUUUCAAGGACCAUGUGGAUUAGGUUUUCUUUUCUUGUAUUUGAACUAUUGGGCAUGUAUUUUUGUUUUGUGAAUCAUGAUGGAUGUUUGACGCAUGCAUCAACUGCAUGAUGAUCAUGCAUGGGCUACAAUGGUUUAUAUUUUGGCGUUAA
Molecule: messenger RNA, 1367 nt
Organism: Corylus avellana
Lineage: Eukaryota; Viridiplantae; Streptophyta; Magnoliopsida; Fagales; Betulaceae
Product: NAD-dependent protein deacetylase HST1-like protein
Biological process (GO): morphogenesis of a branching structure
Source: RefSeq, a predicted model, not a curated record